UUACGAAGUGAAGAAAUCAAUCAUGUACUCCAAGAAGUGUUUCUUCGGUGCACUCAUAUGCUUUCUUGUACUUCGUUCCGAGAUAAUCAAUGCAUCCUCAUCUGAAGAGGACGAGGAGACGAGCACGAAUCUCUAUGCGACCGUCGGAUCUCACAUCGCCUUCAACUGCGAAAUCGAAUUUCCAAAUGAUUUAGAGAUUCCGUACGAACUGAGGUGGAGUAAAGAUGGCGAAGAAAUAUUCUCCUGGUACGAUGGUGACUUGGUAGCAGCACCUGUAUAUAGAGGCCGCAUUACUCUUCUCGAUGACCAUCAGGUCCAUGGUUUUGGUCGCGGGUCCAUCAAUCUCACGGCAAUUCGAGAAUCUGAUUCUGGAUGGUAUGAGUGCCGAAUCAUUUUUCCGAACCGAAGCCCAAGCUCAAGAAAUAAUGGAACGUGGUUCCACUUGGAAGUUGAUGGUGGUGCAUUACUGGCCAUACCUCCAGUAAAUCAGACAACACUAGAAGGCGAGCGAGCACAUUUCGCCUGCACAAGCAAAGAUCCCGACAGCGUUGUCGAAUGGUACAAAGAUGGUGUUCCUCUCAGUGAACUCGUAGACUUGAGGCAUCGUGUUCGAUACGGGCCCCAGGGUGGACUUACAGUUGGACCAGUUAUGAUGGGCGAUUUGGGAGAAUAUGUAUGUGCUGUUACAAAUGCCCAUGGAGACAGACAGACUGCAAGAGCAUAUUUAAAUGUUCAAUAUAAGGCCAAGGUUGUAUAUGCACCAAGGGAAGCCUACUUGCCUCUAGGAAAACCAGCUGUUUUAGAUUGUCACUUCAGGUCGAACCCGCCUUUGACUAAUCUGCGAUGGGAGAAGGAUGGAUUCUUAUUUGAUCCUUACAAUGUUCCAGGAGUUUUCUAUAGAAGAAACGGAAGUUUGUUUUUCAGCAAAGUAGAAGAGCAACACGCUGGACAUUACACCUGCACGCCAUAUAAUGAAUUAGGUACUGAAGGACCAUCUCCAAUGAUCCACGUGAUCGUGCAGACACCUCCUAGCUUCACGGUGACUCCUGUCGGCUUCUACUUGAAGAAGAUCGGAGACACUUUGGAAUUACCCUGUGAUGCCAGAGACGGAGAUGGAACUCAUAGACCGACCAUCGUUUGGAUCAAGAAAGAUGGAUCCGAGUUGCCAAGAGGUAGAUAUUCUCUUGAUGGAGGUAACUUGACCAUCGAAAAUAUCCAAAAGGAGGACCGAGGCAUGUAUCAAUGCAGUGCCAGUAACGACGCAGCCACCGUGACUGCGGAUACGGAACUCAUGAUAGAGACACUGCCUCCACGGGCGCCGUACAAUGUCACCGCAAACAGCACGUCGAACUCCAUAUUCGUCACUUGGGCCGAAGGUUAUAGAAGGCCCAGAUUGGUAUACAAAGUAUGGUACCGAGCGGUCGACGUGAGCGAGUGGCGAACAAUGAGGGUUUCCAAUAGUUUGGACACCGAAGCCAACAUAACGAACCUGAUGCCUUCCCAGGAGUACGAGAUCAUGAUCAUGAGCGAGGACGCCAACGGCGACGGAAUGUUCAGCAAAGCGAUCAAAGUUUAUACGAAACCAUCUCAAUUAUAUACGGGACCAUCAGAGUUUCGGGCACCUUUGGACGCCUUUCUCCAAAUCAGUGCACCGACAUUUGUACAAGUGGUGCCUGUUAAAGAUGGUCAUUUAGUGACAUGGAGAGCACCAGAACAUGGAGCUGAAUCUUUGAGAAGAUAUAUUGUCCGCUGGACCCGCAGCGAAUACGAAUUUAAAUGCGGCUCUGCCGAGACUCAAGAUACACAAUAUCUAGUGACCGAUCUCGAAGAAGAUGAAUUAUACACUUUCCAAGUAUUAGCAAUGUCCACGACAGACUACCAAGCAGCCAGUCAUAAAGUGGAAGUUCGUGUACCUCCUUACACCAGAAUAAGAGCAGUUACAAUAGGCGUUGCUGCUGCCCUUCUGGUAUGUGCAGUGUCCAUAGCCGUUCUAAUAUACGCCCGAAGGAAAUGCAUCAGGCCAGAUGAUCCUUCUGAAGAGGAGAAGCAACCAGAAACCAAAGCUUAAUAUAAAUAAUAAAGUUAAGUUAUAAUUUUAAUUAUUUUUGGGUUAGAGCAAGCAUGCAAUUAUGGAUUUACUGGUCUGCCAUGUCUUGGAUCAAACUCUUAUAUGGAAUACUCUUAUUUUAUUUUUGUUUGUUUUUAUUUUUACUUGAUUUUUAUUGAUUUUAUUGUGAUGUUUUGUGUAACUGGUAAAAUAAAUAAGGAUGCUCAAAUCGUACUAUGUAUUAUAUCCAGAGGCCGGAAUAUAAUUAUUGUAGAAAAAUUUUAGUUGUUAUGAACAAUUUUGACAUGGGUCUCGGAUGGCAUCAUAAAGUUUUGAUUACGGCUUGCUUAUGAAUGGAUAUUGAUUUUCAACUUGGAUGAACUUUAUCUAAUACAUUUCUAUGUUGUUUUUGCUAAAAAUAACUCUUUUAGAGUUAACUGCUUAAACGAUUUAUGGAGGAUUUAAGCAAAAGCCCUUGAUAUAUUGUUACAUUCGCCCUUAAUUUAGCGAGAUUGCAUGGACCUGACCGCACAUUGAUUUAUCGACGGUUUUACUUCAUUUUUUAUGUAGCUUUGUGUAAUUUAAGUAUAAUAUAAGUAGUAUCUCACAGUUGAGAAUAGAUUAAAUAUUAUUUUUGAUAUACCAUUAUAUGAUGUCCAGCAGUCCCCUUAAAAAACAAAAUACUCGUACAUGAUAUCAAAAUACGAAAAGAUCUGAUACAA
Molecule: messenger RNA, 2769 nt
Organism: Ctenocephalides felis (cat flea)
Lineage: Eukaryota; Metazoa; Arthropoda; Insecta; Siphonaptera; Pulicidae
Product: protein borderless-like
Biological process (GO): axon guidance; homophilic cell-cell adhesion; dendrite self-avoidance
Cellular component (GO): axon; plasma membrane
Molecular function (GO): cell-cell adhesion mediator activity
Source: RefSeq, a predicted model, not a curated record